This is a messenger RNA of Cynocephalus volans (Philippine flying lemur), 2505 nucleotides long. Its product is annotated as lysosomal membrane ascorbate-dependent ferrireductase CYB561A3. Gene Ontology annotation, molecular function: oxidoreductase activity. The coding region runs from base 317 to 1042 and encodes 241 amino acids. The record is from RefSeq and is a predicted model, not a curated record. The transcript has 8 exons. NCBI's taxonomy places the organism in Eukaryota, Metazoa, Chordata, Mammalia, Dermoptera, Cynocephalidae.
GGGAGCGGCAGGUCCGGCGCCGGAUGGUGAAAGGCAGGUGUCGGAGACUCCGUAUCCGCUGUGUCCCACUGUGGUCAGGGCCCUCCGACCUUUCUUUCUCAGAGAUUUUUGCCCAGUGUCUCUUCCUGGUUAGGUAGAUGCCUGGCAUGGGAAUAGCUGGCAUGGCAUGGAAUCGGGACCACUGAGAGGCCUGGAUGAGAACACCGAGUGCUGCAAAUGUUAAGUGAUUUGCUCAAGGUGCCCAGUUUGUAAGAAUUGGAGCCCAAGCCACCACUCUGUCAGCCUACCACUAAGUGUAAAAGAGUGCUUGAUUAGAAUGGCUUCAGGAUGGUUUUACCUGUCCUGCCUGGCGCUGGGGUCCCUGGGCUCGCUGUGCAUUCUCUUCACCAUCUGUUGGAUGCAGCACUGGCGUGGUGGCUUUUCCUGGGAUGGCAGUAUCUACACGUUCAACUGGCACCCAGUGCUCAUGGUUGCUGGCAUGGUAGUACUCUAUGGAGCUGCGUCGCUGGUGUACCGCCUGCCCCAGUCGUGGCUGGGGCCCAAGCUGCCCUGGAAACUCCUCCACGCAGCCCUGCACCUGAUGGCCUUCGUCCUCAGUGUUGUGGGGCUAGUUGCUGUCUUUAAAUUUCACAACCAUGCAAGUGUCACCAACCUCUACUCCCUGCACAGCUGGCUGGGCAUCACCACCAUCCUCCUCUUUGCCUGCCAGUGGUUCCUGGGCUUUGCCAUCUUCCUCUUGCCCUGGGCAUCCCUGUGGCUGCGUAGCUUCCUUAAACCCAUCCACGUCUUCUUUGGAGCCUCCAUCCUCUCUCUCUCCAUUGCGUCUGUCAUUUCCGGCAUUAAUGAGAAGCUUUUCUUCAGUUUGAAAAACACCAAGCCCUACUCCAGCUUGCCCAGCGAGGCUGUGUUUGCCAACAGCACCGGGAUGCUGGUGGUGGCCUUUGGGCUGCUGGUGCUCUAUAUCCUGCUGGCUUCAUCUUGGAAGCGUCCAGAGCCGGGGAUUUUGACUGACAGACAGCCCCUGUUGCAUGAUGGGGAGUGAACAGGAAGGGGCUCCCAGGAACAGUCGGUGGUGCAGUCUGCAUUCCCCCCAGAAGCUCUCCUCUACCUGGGGCUCCCAGCCAGUCUUGGCAAAAAACUUUCUUUGGGUCCUGGGCCCAAACUUCUCCUUGCCUCUCUGUUGGGCCAGCCCUCUCCAGCUGCUUGCUGCCCAUCUGGUUUUCUUGGUGGCUUUGGCUUCUACACUCUUUGGCAUCGACUUCUCAAGUCCUCCAUUUACACCAGAUCCUCUUUGCCCUGGUCACUCAUGCCGCUUUUGCACCGUCUGAAGAAGUCAGGCUGAUUUCCCCUUAAGACUCCUAGGGAUGUGGUAGAAAAUCCUGACAGCUCAGGAGAGCCCAGACUCUCCUGAUUAUGCAGUCUAUAAUGUGAGAAAUGAGGGAGGUGGUAAUCCCUGAAGGCAUACAUUUCACAUAGGCCUGGCCAGAGAGCAGCUUCCUCUGCUGUUACCCGCCCCCCAGCCCCACUUGUGUGUGAGGUUGGGUGGAGAUAUCAUGAGGUGAUGGAAGGAUAAGGGAAGAAAGGCGGCAGAAACAGCUUCUGCAGAGAAGCUGACUGCUCUGAGCUGUUGUUCUGUGUCACUGCAUUCUGUGUCUGUGUGUGUUUUGACUGUGCACCUCCACCUCUUCGAGCUGCUGCUACAGCCGAGGCCUUGAUCCUGGCCUUUUCCUGUGACUUACGUGCCUGUCACUGGCAGGCAGCGCUGUGAACCCUGGUAACCUGCUCUCCCCCCGACAGACACCUUGUUCCCAGAAGUCUCAGCAGUGAUGAGUAGCAGAGGUGAACUUCCUUUACUUCCCCUCGCUGGUCAAGGCUUUCCUGCUACCCCUGUGCAGGUUCAACCCUUGCUCUCCUGGCACAGCCCUGGCCCAACCUACCAUGAUACUGAUGUCAAAGUUUUGAUGUACUGUGCCCAGAGAGCUCUAGGAGCCACUGCCAACUUCAGAGGCGUUCCUUGCUGAGUACCAAAGUGCCUCCCCUGCCCCAACAAUGGCUACUUGCCUGGCUGAUCUCAGUCUUCCAUGUCAUGCCAGAAGCGCACAUUCUUGUUCCCCUCCUGAGGAGAAACGGGUGGGGAGGGACAAGUCUUGUUCCUCUCCUGAGUGUUGCUGCUGCUGUGGCUUUUUUUGCUUUCUCCAAAUAAGCCCUGUCAGAUCCUAGGGUCCCUACUGCUGUGCUUAGUAGACAAGUGGGAUGGAGCCUGCAGUUUCAGAGCCCGUGUGCUCCCUGGCAGGUGGAUGAGGCUGACUGUCCAUCCCAGCCCCACCUUGCCAGAUGUUGGCAGAAAGGCUAGGAGUGAACUUUCUGAUCAGAUGAAGCCUUCAAAGCCAUUCGGAUGAUGGCAGGCACCUUGGUCACAUGACCAGCUCCCCCUCUUUCCAUUUGGGCAGGCAUUUCAUUUGUUUAUGAAGCUUGGUUUUUAUUAAACAUGUUUUAAGAAUCAAA